This is a messenger RNA of Cutaneotrichosporon oleaginosum, 1548 nucleotides long. RefSeq lists its product as uncharacterized. NCBI's taxonomy places the organism in Eukaryota, Fungi, Basidiomycota, Tremellomycetes, Trichosporonales, Trichosporonaceae. Gene Ontology annotation, biological process: transmembrane transport. Gene Ontology annotation, molecular function: transmembrane transporter activity. Gene Ontology annotation, cellular component: membrane. The record is from RefSeq and is a predicted model, not a curated record.
CAAAAUCAGUCAGCCAUGUCCGACUCAAAAUUGUCACCAGCACUCUCUGUCCGAUCCGCGAAUGAGUCGGCCUCAGUCGAGACCAAGGUCGACGCUGCGGUACUCCAACGUGCGCACCGCAAGCUCGACAAGCGUCUUCUCAUCUGGUACUCGUUUGUGUACCUCAUCAUGCGCAUCCACGUGGGCAACAUCAGCAACACGGCAAUCAUGAACCUUGAGGAGAAGACCGACAUCAAGCGCCAACUGGGUAAUCUUACCCCGCAACAGUGGGCUUGGGCACUCUCCAUCUUCUACUAUCCAUACAUGUUCUUCGAGCCUGUAUCCACGCUUGCGCUCAAGGCCUUCACCCCACGCAAGUGGAUGAGCCGGAUCAUGCUCACAUGGGGUAUUAUUUCCAUGUGUCAGGGUGCCACCCAAAACUACGCAGGCCUCCUGGCCUGCCGCUUCUUCCUAGGCCUCGCCGAGGCCGGCUUCUACCCCGGAGUACUCUACCACCUGUCGUUCUGGUACUCGCCUGACAAGAUGCCAGUUCGCAUCGCCUUCUUCUAUGCGUGCGGCAUGUUCUCAGGAACAAUCAGUGGCCUCCUCGCAUACGCCAUCAGCUUCAUGAACGGUGUUAGCGGUCUCGCAGGCUGGAGGUGGAUGUUCAUCCUUGAGGGUAUUCCCGCCAUUCUCUGCGCAGUCGUGACCUUCUUCUGGCUCCCGAACUACCCCGAAACCGCGACGUUCCUGGACGAAGAAGAAAAGAAUGCCAUCGUCUCCCACCUUUCUGACGAUGCACCAACGAUGGACGCGAAGUUCUCCGUGGCGCAGAUCAAGGGCCUUGUCACCGACCCCUCCUUUGUGCCCUUCCUUCUGAUCUGGAUCACCCAUGGCAUCGGUGGCUGGGGCAUCUCCUUCGUUUUGCCAUCCGUGAUCUACGACCUCGGCAUGACUACCACCGCCAUUGCGCAGGUGAUGACGAUGCCGCCAUACACGCUUGUCUUCGUCAUCUUGCUCUCUCUGUCGCUUUUGGUGCAGAAACGUAUCAUCAACGCAUGGACGGCCGGCAUCGCCCUCGAGUCUGUUCAAAUCAUCUGCUUCAUCCUCCUCGUGACAAUCAAGAAUCCAGUCGGCAAGUACAUCCUCGUUACAGUCGCCACCGCCGCCGGGCAAAGCUUCUUCCCAAUCAUUUGGCCUGAACGUAUUCGUGCGACGAAGGGCACAACCGCUGCUGGACUCGCUAUCGGCACAACUAACGCAGCGUGUCAGCUCAUGGGUAUUGUUGGCCCCCAGAUCUACAACCUAAAGUUUGGGCCGACGUACCGCGUGUCGUACUGCGUUUCGAUUGGUCUUCUUUCCGGGACGAUCGCGUCCCUUCUCCUCACCUGGUACGCUGUAGCACGAUCCGACCGCCGGGCGCGGAAUGCGACGAGCGCGGACGAGGAGAAGGAGGCGAUUGGGUCCGCAGUGGAGAAUGAGAAGGCUUAGUUGGACUUGGAACUUUUUGGGUGUUAUGAUAGAUGCAAUCGUACUUCAGAGUUGGUGAUGUAUCGGGCCGCCAUUGAC